Molecule: messenger RNA, 1134 nt
Organism: Nerophis lumbriciformis (worm pipefish)
Lineage: Eukaryota; Metazoa; Chordata; Actinopteri; Syngnathiformes; Syngnathidae
Source: RefSeq, a predicted model, not a curated record
AUGCUAAGCGAUUCCGAAGCCGCCGAGCUGCUGUCUUUCCUGACUCCUUCGACGCGGCCAGAUGUCAAAGGUCACACCACCGGCUACAUCCUGGGCUUGUCGGGAAACAGAGAUGGCUGCCGCUUUCUCCGCGCCAAACCAGACUUUAUCACCGCUCUUUUCGCUCUGACGUCCGACCCGUCUAUCGCCAUCGCGAAGGACUGCUACCACAUCUUCAUCAACCUGUCGGCCGAAGAGACUCUGCACCAGGUGCUAGUGAAAGACAUCGGCAUAAUCCCCACACUACUUAAAAACCUGAAGGAUCAGCAGUACCCGUUUUCUGACCAGAUCUGCACCAUUCUGUCAAACUUGACGCGCCACGAGAAGACAUGCAAGACGAUCUUUCAGUUCCUCCAGGAAGAGUUAGGCCUGGCUCAGCUGGUAGACAUCUUGUGUACAGAAAGCUACAACCCUCAUGCCAAACUGCAAUACUUGGCUCCCCUGCUGUCCAACCUGACGCAGCUUCCUGACGCCAGACGCUUCAUUAUGGACAAAGACAGGUGUGUGAUCCAGCGUUUGCUGCCGUUCACGCAGUAUGAGGCUUCGGCGGUGAGGCGAGGCGGAGUCAUCGGCGUCCUGCGCAACUGCUGCUUCGACUCCGCCAAUCACGAGUGGUUGCUGGGCGACCAAGUGGACAUUCUGCCCUUCUUGUUGCUCCCGCUGGCCGGCCCGGAAGAACUGAGCGAGGAGGACAAUGAGGCUCUGCCGGUGGACCUCCAGUACUUGCCAGAGGACAAGAAGAGAGAAGAGGACCCCGAUAUCAGGAAGAUGCUCCUGGAGACGCUCAUGUUGCUGACGGCGACCAAAGAUGGCCGACGGACUCUGAAAGACAAGAACGUAUACGUCAUCAUGAGGGAGUUCCACCGCUGGGAGAAAGAGCCCAAAGUCAGCAGCGCAUGUGAAAAACUGAUCCAGGUGCUGAUCGGUGACGAGCCGGAACUGGGCAUGGAGAACCUUUUGGAGGUGAACAUUCCGGAAGAUGUGGAAGAGAAGCUGAAGGAGGCCGACGUGGAGGAGCAGCGAGAGCUGGAGGCCCAAGAGGAGAGGAGACAAAAACAAGAAGAAGAGGAGCAGACAGACAUCAGGCAGGAAUAA